AUGAUGGAGCUUGAAAAUGAAUACGCGAGAACACGGUAUCUUGAUCGCAGCCGCCGAAUUGAACUGUCAGAUAUACUUAACUUAAACGAGCGUACAAUCAAAAUUUGGUUCCAGAAUCGAAGAAUGAAAGAGAAAAAAGAUAGGACAGAAAGUCUUGAAGAAAAUGAAGCGACAAGUACUACUGAGUUAUCCCCUGAAAACGUUCCAGUACAAAUGAUUGUGUACGAUCAUUAUCCUCAUAAUAACAUGGGAAGACUACCCCGAGAGGGCUACGUCGAACAUUUUCAGCCGAUAGUUCCUGCUAUCCCGACGCAACAUGUGGGAGCCUCAAUGGUUGCGGGCUGUCAUGACGCCAACUGCUACCCAGCAUACAUUUUAGAUAAUACUACGCAUCUAUCUCAACAAUUACAACAAGAUAAUAGUCUGAUAUCAGCGCAGUGUCCUCCAAUAAACAUGCAAGAUAUGCAUGCGUAUCCAAUUGAUAAUAAUAAAAGCGUCAUGAAUGACUUCAAAGAGGAAAUAAUGGAAAAUUCCUCAACUCAAUCUGAAAGUAGUAUUAAUGAUGCCUCUAAAAAUGAUGAUGAACAGAAUUGGGACUUAUCUUGGAUUCGUAGCAUUCACAUUGAUGAGGAUCUUCAAGAACAGAGCUAA
Molecule: messenger RNA, 651 nt
Organism: Pararge aegeria (speckled wood butterfly)
Lineage: Eukaryota; Metazoa; Arthropoda; Insecta; Lepidoptera; Nymphalidae
Product: homeobox protein Hox-B3a-like
Exons: 1
Coding region: 1-651 (216 amino acids)
Biological process (GO): regulation of DNA-templated transcription
Molecular function (GO): DNA-binding transcription factor activity, RNA polymerase II-specific; DNA binding
Source: RefSeq, a predicted model, not a curated record